AUGUUGUCACUUAAACUUCCACAUUUACGUCCAUUAGGCGCACGUUGCUUCGCACUAGCGCAACAUAUAGACGACUCGACCUUUUCUUCCUUUUCAUUAAAACUAUCAGACGAUCAGCGUGAGUUUCAACAACUUGCACGUAAAUUUGCACGUGAUGAAAUGAUCCCAAAGGAAAAACAUUACGAUCAAAGUAUGGAAUAUCCCCAUGAGAUCUUUACAAAGGCAUGGGAGCUUGGACUUGUGAAUACGCACGUUCCUGAGAAGUUUGGAGGCCUCGGACUCGGGUCAUUAGAUGGCUGUAUUAUUGGUGAAGAACUAGCUUAUGGCUGUACUGGGAUGGCUACAGCAAUGGAAGCUAAUGGACUAGCAACAGCGCCACUAUUAGUAGCUGCUACGGACGAGCAGAACAAGAAAUAUCUUGGUCGUCUUGUUGACGAGCCAGUGCAAGCUGCUUAUUGUGUUACGGAACCAGGUGCUGGCUCUGAUGUCGCUGCUGCAAAGACAACAGCUGUAAAAAAGGGAGAUAAGUGGGUUCUUAAUGGUUCCAAGAUGUGGAUUACGAAUGGUGGUGUAGCCAAAUGGUUCUUUGUCUUGGCCAAGACUGACUCGAAAGCGAAUGCUGGCUCGGCUUUUACAGGAUUUAUCGUUGAUGCAGACAGUCCAGGGAUUACUGUCGGUCGUAAGGAGAUCAAUAUUGGACAACGUUGCUCGGAUACUCGCGGUAUUACCUUUGAAGACGUGGUAGUACCAGAAGAAAAUGUACUGGGGGACCCUGGCUAUGGGUUUAAAAUUGCGAUGCAGGCUUUUGACAUCACACGGCCGCCUGUGGCUAUCGGUGCCGUUGGAUUAGCACGUCGAGCUUUUGAUGAAGCUCGGAAGUACGCUUUGGAACGGAAGACUAUGGGUACACCUAUUGCAAUGCACCAGGCUAUCCAGUUUAUGUUGGCUGACAUGGCUACGGGCAUUGAGGCAAGCCGUCUGCUUACGUACAAGGCCGCAUACGAGAUAGACUGUGGCCGCAAGAACACAAUGUAUGCUUCGAUGGCUAAGCGCUUUGCUGGUGACCAUGCUAACAAGGUAGCGACGGACGCUAUUCAGAUCUUUGGUGGCGCUGGGUUCAAUACGGAGUAUCCGGUCGAGAAGCUUUUCCGUGAUGCCAAGAUCUACCAGAUCUACGAAGGCACGUCGCAGAUUCAACGCAUGAUCAUCGCUAAGGAGAUGUUUUCACGUGAGUCGAUGGAUCCGUAA
This is a messenger RNA of Peronospora farinosa, 1248 nucleotides long. The record is from the annotation of a GenBank genome assembly. NCBI's taxonomy places the organism in Eukaryota, Oomycota, Peronosporomycetes, Peronosporales, Peronosporaceae.